Molecule: messenger RNA, 1461 nt
Organism: Clonostachys byssicola
Lineage: Eukaryota; Fungi; Ascomycota; Sordariomycetes; Hypocreales; Bionectriaceae
Source: the annotation of a GenBank genome assembly
AUGGAGGACUCGACUACAACGGCCUCCUUUGACGUUGUCAUUGUUGGCGCGGGAAUGUCCGGCAUCAACGCUGCCUAUCGAGUGCAGAAUGAGACAUCCGCGGGCGCGAACUAUGUUAUUCUGGAGAGCCGAGACGCUCUUGGGGGGACAUGGGAUCUCUUUCGAUACCCGGGCCUUCGCUCCGACUCCGACAUGUUCACUUUCGGGCUGCCCUGGCAUCCAUGGAGCCAGGCCCGGUCAAUGGCCAGCGGGCAGGACAUCAAGAACUACAUGAACGAAGCUGCCCAGAAAACAGGGAUAGCUAGCAAAAUCCGCUAUGGCCACACCGUCACAGCGGCCAGCUGGAAAUCAAAGACGAUGUGUUGGGAGUUGGAAGUCUCUGUGGCUGGCAAAGACGAUCCAAUUGUCUUCAAGACCAAGUUCGCGCUUCUGGGGACUGGCUACUACGAUUAUAGCAUACCUCUUCAGGCGCAGAUUCCUGGGAUCGAGAACUUUGGGGGUAAAGUCAUCCACCCGCAGUUCUGGCCCAAAGACUACGACUAUUCUGGCAAAAAUAUCGUCAUCAUCGGGAGCGGAGCCACGGCCGUGACACUUGUUCCGUCUGUUGCAGACAAGGCAGAGCGAGUCACAAUGCUUCAGAGAAGCCCGACUUAUAUCCUACCAUUAUCAGACACGCACUUCAUUAUAAGUCUUCUCUUCACUGUUCUACCCCAGAGAGUCGCGUCAUCUAUUUUGUGGUUCGUGUACCUCUUGGGCAGUGUUCUCUCCAAUCUCAUUUGCGAGCUAUCACCCGGACUUGCUAAGCUUUUCAUCAAAGCCGUCACACUCCGACAGCUGCCACCGGAAAUCAAAUGGGAUCCGCACUUCAAACCUCGUUACAACCCGUGGGAGCAGCGAUUCUGUGCUUGUAGAAAUGGGGACUUCUUCACCGCGCUUCGAUCAGGGAAAGCAGACGUGGUCUCGGACAGAAUAAAAGAAAUCACAAAAGAUUCGAUCGAACUAGAGUCAGGGACAUCCCUCCAACCAGAUGUCAUCGUCACCGCCACGGGGCUCAAACUCAAGUUUGGCGGCGGCAUUCGAUUUUCUAUCGACGGGCAGCCCUGCAGUUUAAACGAAAAGUUCGCCUGGAAAGCUGUCAUGGUACAAGAUGUGCCCAACGUGUUUUUCCUUACGGAAUUCCAGAAUGCCUCGUGGACUUUAGGCGCCGACAUAUCUGUUCGGAUAUUUGUACGCCUCAGGCGCAUAAUGGAGAGGCGGAAUGCUCGCGCCAUUGUGCCUCGAGUGGCGGAUGAGGCCAUGAAAGAGCAACCGAUGAUGAGCUUAUCCUCGACGUAUGUGAAACCGAUCCGCCAAGUCUUCCCCAAAGCGGGAACAGGAAUAUGGGCUCCGAAAACGAAUUACUACGUAGACAUGUGGCGGGCGAAACGGGGGGAUGUUACGACUGAUUUGGAGUUCAUAUAA